AUGCCUUCUUUCAUGAAUGAACUUGAAGGAAACAGCACGCAAGACCCUGGUGAUCUCAAUGUUGCCGGGGCAGAGCCAAUAGCCAUCAUCGGACUGGCAAUCCGUGCCGCUGAUGAGGCCACAGAGGCCGAAGCUUUUUGGGAUUUCCUGCUAAGAGCGCGACAGGCCACUCGGCCAAUCCCAGAGGAUAGACUUAGCUCUAAGGGAUUCUAUCAUCCAGACCCAGAUCAUGGGGGAACAUUCUAUGCCAAGGGUGCUUCCCUUCUCGGAGAGAGUCCCAAUGGAUUUGAUUCCGCAUUUUUCAAGAUGAGCAAAACAGAAGUGCAAAGUCUUGAUCCUCAACAGCGGAUUCUGAUGGAAAAUGUAUAUCACGCCCUGGAAAAUGCCGGUCUUCCGAUGGAAGAAGUCAUCUCCUCGAACACUUCUGUUUUUGUCAGUGGCUUUAACCGGCAUCAUGCAGAUCGCAUCAACAGCGACUUAGAGCUUUCAUUCAAGCACAAGCCUACCGGUGCUGAAAAUUCGAUGAUUUCGGGGAGAGUAAGCUGGUUCUAUGAUUUGCAAGGAGCCAGUCUUACUAUUGAUACUGCUUGUUCGAGCAGUCUCGUUGCUCUUCAUUUGGCAAGACAAGAUCUUGCCGCAAGAGAAAGCAAAAUGGCCAUCGUCAGUGGCGUGAGCGUAAUGGGGUUUCUCCCUCAUUUGAUGUCUAUGACAUACUCGGGCCUCUUUGGCGCAGAGGGAAAGUCAAUGGCAUUUGAUCAGCGCGCUGAUGGAUACGGAUUUGGAGAAGGCGUCGGAACUGUCAUCCUCAAGCCCCUUUCUGCCGCUGUGCGCGACGGCGAUACCAUCAGAGCCGUCAUCCGCAGCACUGGCAUCAAUCAUGAUGGCCACACUCCUGGCCUCACAUAUCCCAGCCCAAUAGCACAGGAAUCAUUAAUUCGCAAAACCUACAAAUCGGCCGGGCUGGACCUGAAAGAUACUACAUAUGCAGAGAGCCACGGAACGGGCACACAAGCAGGCGACCUGAUCGAAUGUACAGCCAUUGCGGCUGCAUUUGAUACACAAAACCGAGAUUCACCAUUUUACAUUGGCGCCGUGAAACCCAACAUCGGCCAUCUCGAGGGAGCUGCUGGUAUUGCCGGUGUAAUCAAGUCAGUCCUACUUUUGGAAUCUGGUAUCAUACCCCCGAAUGCGACUUUGAAGGAUGUCAAUCCGAAGAUCCCCGAGGCCUGGAAUGUUCACUUUCCCAAAAAAUGCAUAUCCUGGCCUACCUCUGGUGUACGCAGAUCAUCCAUAAGUGCAUACGGAAUAAGUGGAACCAACGCACAUUGCAUUCUGGACGACGCAUUUCAUUUUCUCAAGGAACGUGAUAUAUCUGCGCCUCAUAGGACCCGACAAACCGUCCCCACACGAGAAGAGAUUGAAAGUCUUCUUGCACAAGUUUCGCAAAAAUACAAGGCCGAAGGUGAAGAUCACAAGCAACAAAAUUCCUUGACAAAUGGCCACGAAUCUACCACGAAUGGCAUCCACGUCACAGGUAACAUUAAUGGCAUGAAUGGUGUCAACGGCACAAAUGGUGUCAAUGGAACAAAUGGCGUCAAUGGCACGAAUGGCAUCCAUGGCAAAAACGGUACCCACGGAGCCAGCGGCCCCAACGGUGUCAACGGUGUCAACGGUGCAAAUGGUGCGAAUGGUGUCAACGGGUUCAAACAUGAGAAUCAAAGCUCCAAUGACCUGGUUCUUCAAAGCCGUCAAGUCCCCAAAAUCUUGCUUCUCUCGGCCUUUGAUGAGACAGCACUGAAGAAAGUAGUUGCAGGCGUCAGAGAGCAUGUUGCAGGCUGGCCUCUACAAUCUGACAAUAUCGCCACCCAAGCGUUGGAUGACCUCGCCUUCACUCUUUCCGAAAAAAGAUCUCGACUCGCCUGGAAGAGUUAUGGAUUGUGCGGGUCCGUACAAGAAGUUCAGGACAAGUUUUCUGAAUUUCCAUCAAAACCGAUCAAGUCCCGGACGCCCUUGAGGAUAGGAUUUGUUCUCACUGGGCAGGGUGCCCAAUAUGCAAAGAUGGGAGAGCAGUUACUCGUGUAUCCGGUCUUCAGACAGUCAAUGGAAGCGGCAGAGGCAUAUUUCCGAUCUCUAGGGAGUGAGUGGUCACUGAUCGAAGAGCUCCGUCGCGAAUCGAAAGACUCCCGGGUAUCGACAUCCGCGCUGGCGCACCCUAUGUCUUGUGCUGUCCAAAUCGCAUUACUUGACCUUUUCAUCAGUUGGAACCUGAUCCCCCACCGAGUCACGGGUCAUUCAUCCGGAGAGAUUGGGGCUGCUUACCUCGCUGGUAAGAUCUCACGGGAAGCAGCAUGGAAAGUGAGUUACUACCGGGGUUCUGUCCAUCUCCGGGGUAAGUCACAUGCUGCUGGGGGUAUGAUUGCAGUCGGACUUGAGGAAGAGCCUUUGCUUCUUCUUCUUAAAAAGGUCCAUGCGAAGCUUCCUGGGGGGACUUUGUCGAUCGCAUGCUUUAACAGUCCCCGUAAUCACACGGUCUCUGGUGACGAUGCAAUGGUGGUUGCUUUGAAAGAGCUUCUCGAUGAGCAAGGAAUAUUUGCCCGAAAAUUGAAGGUGGGCCAUGCUGCUCACUCUGCUCAUAUGGAGGCUCUCUCUGAAGACUACGAAAAUUUAAUGGGGAUCUUACCAUUAAAACGACUAUUGCGUUUUGGCCAUACCAUACACAUGUUUUCCACUCUCACCGGCCGCUUACUUGACGAUACCUGUGUGCCCGAGAAGGGAUCUCACUGGUGUGACAGUAUCGUUGGUCCUGUGCGAUUCACAGAAGCCCUUAAGUCCAUGUGCUUUGAUGCCACCGAAGGAGAUGGCAUCUCAACGCGUGGCACAUGUGUUGACGUGAUCUUGGAAGUGGGACCUCACCCUGCCAUGCAAAGUGCAGCAAAGGAUAUUAUCGGUUCAGCUGUUGAGAUACCAUACUUUGCCACUCUCACUCGAAAGGACACAGGGCUGAAGACUCUGCUUCACACGAUAGGACAGCUGGCCGCCCUUGGUGCUGAUGUUGACUUGGACAAAGUUAACCGAGCAACCAAUCCCCUCAUUGAUCCUAAUAUGAUUGUCAACUUGCCAAGCUACCCGUUCAACCAUGAAGAACAAGGGCUCUACGAGAGUCGCUUGAUCAAAAACACACGUCUUCGCAAGUUCCCUCGCCAUGACCUGUUUGGAGCCCCCGUUGCCGACUGGAAUCCCAAUAGUCCACGUUGGCGACACUUCCUUCGUGUUUCUGAGAACCCGUGGCUCAAGGAGCAUGUGGUUGGCGCCGAUUACGUAUUUCCGGGCGCUGGCUACGUCGUGAUGGCGUUGGAGGCCAUGAAGCAGAUCGCUGACCCUGCCGAGCUAAUUGGUAUAAAUCUCCGAGACAUUGUCUUCAAGUCGAUGUUGGUUGUUCCGGACACAACCCAAGGCAUCGAAGUCUGCCUGUCGUUCUAUCCCGAGGCGGACUCUAAAACCACCAUUUCAAAUUCAUGGAAGAGAUUUGAGGUUGCCUCUUAUGAUCAAACUACCGAAGAAUGGGUCGAGCAUUGCACUGGUAAAAUAUCACCAGAUUACAAGGAUCCUGUCAAUCCCAUUGAUACUUCUCGCCAAGAGGGUUUGGAGAAAGCCAAGUGGUUGGAAUUCGUGGAAGCCAGAGAGGGCGAAUGCAAGGAUCCGAUUGAUUUUGCUCCGCUUUAUGCGCAUCUACGGGAUAUCGAUAUCAAUCACGGCGAAUCCUUCCGCAACAUGUUCAACACCACAAUCAGUGGCCGCGACAGUGGUUUGAUGACGGGCGAUAUCAUCGUCCCUGACAUCAAGCGAUGGAUGCCAAAGGAGUAUGCACAUGACCAUCUCAUUCAUCCGACCACUCUCGACAACGCAUUCCAAGCAGCGUUCGCGGCAAUCUUUGAUCUAAAGGGCUUCCCUGGCCUUCACGAUAGCUUCGAAAUUGAUAUCCAGUCGUGGGAUCCUUCAAAUGUCAGCGCGAAGCUGUUUUCAUUGACUGGAGCGAAAAUGGCCCCAUUCAAGCCAGCAAGAAGUGAUGAAAAUCCAAGUGACGACAAGGCUUCCUACUCCAUUGAUUGGCACCCUGACUUGGACUUGUUGAACAACGAUGACCUCCGGAAGCUCGUGCCAUCUUCGUUGAACUCCACCGUUAGCUAUCAGGCUCAGUUAGAAUCGUUGAGUAAGCACCAACUCGCCUCGACUCUGUUGGCGACGGAUGGUCUUUUGGCUAUUCGAGGUCUCGAUGAUUCCGCAUUGGAACCUCACCACAAAAAGUAUCAAAAUCUACUCCGGGACAUUGCCGCAAACAUUUCAAUCGAUUCGGUUCCAUAUGUGCCAUUGGAGAAAUGGUUGAAAUAUUCUCGCAAUCCUGGCCUGAAAAGGCAGCUCUAUCGCGAGGUCGAAGCCCGAACCCUUGAUGGACAGUUGCUGAUCAGAAUGGGUUCCCAAAUAUCGGCCAUCUUGAGGAAGGAUGUCACGGCUGAACACCUUCUCUUUGGAAAGGACAAUCUCUUUUAUGAUUGGGAUGAAACCACAUUGUUACAAGGUAACAUUUUACCUGUACUUGACCAGUAUCUCAACAUCCUGCGCCGCAGCUACCGCAGCUUGCGCAUCCUCGACGUUUCGGGUCGUACAGGAAAUUUGGCUGAACAUGUCCUCAAGACCCUCUGCCAAGCAAAUGACCUAUCGCCCAUCGAUAAAUACGUUAUUGGUUCCGUGUUUGAUGGUGCUUGUCCACCAACGAAGGAACGCCUUGCUGCAUGGAAUAGCAUCGUGACUUACAAAACACUUGAUUUGGGAACCGACAUCGUUGAGCAAGGCUUCGAACUGGACUCCUUUGACUUCAUCAUUGCCAACAACGUUGUUCACACCGAGCCAAACAUGAAGGAAGUCUUCCAACGAUUAAACUCCUUGAUAGCUCCAGGGGGACGAUUGCUUGUCUUCGAUGAGACCCGACCGGAGUCACUUCACUCUAACAUUUCUUUCGGCAGCUUGGCUGUUUGGUGGCAGGCAACUGAGUCCUUCCGAAGCAAUGGGCCCUUUACCCCAAAGGACGAAUACAACAGGCUUCUGCGAGAGACUGGGUUCUCAGGAACCGAUUUCGACGCUUCAAGCUCUGCCUACACAGAGUUUGCUGACUACACCAUGAUGGCGUCCACCGCAAUCAAGCAGCCGUCGCAAACCGCUGCCCCAGUUUUGGAAGUUCUCCUCAUCCUUCAAUCUCAGUCAGAGAUGUCUCGCUUGUUCACGAAGCGGCUGAUGAACGCAGGUGUAAAGUAUUCAGUCUGCGAACUUGAUGAGCUUGACACGGUGAGCGUUGCGGGCAAAACUUGCAUCUCCUUCCUGGAGGCAAACCGGCCUAUUCUGAACAAUGUGGAUGGUAGCACAUUCUCAAAAAUUCGGGACUUGCUUAUUGCGUGCAGCUCAUUGCUGUGGGUGAUGGGCGACCCCCUGACGCAGCCAGAAUUCCAAAUGGCACCAGGCUUGUUACGUACCAUUCGCUGGGAACAAGAUCGCGAAAACUUGAACCUGGUCAGUUUAUCCCUGGACGGCGAAGCGACCGCUACCGUGGAGAGCAAUUCGGACGCAAUUUUCCGGGUCUUCAAACAUCAAUUCCUUGCUGGGCCUAAGAACACCAAUGCCGAGUAUCGCGUUCGGAAUCAAGUCGUUGAAACAAAUCAUCUUGUCAAGAACACAAACGCAAACACAGCGAUUGAUGCAAAGCUCUUGCGGCCAAAGCCAACUCUUUUCCAAUGGGACCAGAUUGGGCGACCUGUGCGAUUGACCAGUCCUCAGCCAGGCGUCGAUAGCCUUGUGUGGAACACGGAUGAUAAUUAUGUCGAACAGCCACUGGCAGAAAAUGAAAUUGAGGUCGAUGUUCGCGCUGUUGGACUCAACUUCAAGGACCUGUUGGUGGCUAUGGGAGAAAUCGCCCAGCCAGGCUUUGGACACGAGGCUGCUGGUGUUGUGCGCAAUGUUGGAUCGUCUGUCGGUGGCUUGAAGCCUGGGGAUCGAGUCAUGUGUUUAGGAGAUCCUUCCCCCGGUAGAAUGGGCACAUUGCGCACCUACAGUCGCAUCCAUUCGGAUCUGGCGAUCAAGAUUCCUGAAAGUCUCAGCUUCGAAAUUGCCGCAGGACUACCGGUUAUCUAUGGAACAGUCAUCUAUUCCUUAGGUCAUAUUGCUCGGAUUCGCGCCGGUGAUAAGAUCCUGAUCCACGCUGCCGCUGGUGGUAUUGGGCAAGCUGCUAUCCAAUACGCAAAGGUCAAGGGAGCUGAGAUCUUUGUGACUCUGUCAAGCAUUACCAAGAAGAACUUCAUCAUGAAGACUUUCGGAAUUCCUGAAAGCCACAUUUUUUCCAGUCGUGACUUGAGCUUCUCGCGGGGAAUUAAACAUAUUUCCCCCGGUGGUGUUGAUAUUGUUCUCAACUCGCUGAGCGGCGAGGCACUACGAGAAUCGUGGGCUUGCGUCGCACCGUUCGGUCGGUUCAUCGAGAUUGGAAAGCUUGAUCUUCAAGCUGGGUCAAAGCUUGAUAUGACUCCAUUCCUCAACAAUGUCACCUUUGCCGGGGUGGACCUGAAUGCUUUGGCAGAAGAGCGCCCCGGAAUAUGCCAGGAUAUUUUGAAAGAAUUGAUGGAGUUGUGGUCGGCAGAAAGCGUUCGCGAAGCUCGACCCACACAAUCCCUUGGUUAUGGCCAACUCAAGGACGGAAUGCGACUGUUGCAAACAGGAAAAGGCAUGGGAAAAAUCACGCUCGUUCCAGACUCGCAUCCCGUGUUGGCUAUGCCAGCUCCUCUCUCUCCUCUCACGCUAGACGCCAAUGCAUCAUUCAUACUAGCAGGAGGUUUGGGUGGUAUCGGCCGUAGCAUUGCGGUGAGGCUGGCUACAAUGGGUGCAAAGCAUCUGGUUUUCUUUUCACGGUCCGCAACUGUGUCUGAAGAAGGUCAGAAAACAAUUGCACACCUCAAGUCUUUGGGCUGUACCAGCCAUGUCUUCCAAUGUGAUAUUUCGGACAGCGCCCGUCUUGCUGAAGUCUUCACGGAGAUCAAGAACAAGUUGCCACCGGUCAAGGGAUGCAUACAAUGCAGCUUUGUUCUCAGAGAUGGGGCAUUCCACGCCAUGACCCACCAAGAUUGGCAGACCGCACUCGCUCCCAAGGUCUCCGGAUCUUGGAACCUUCACAACCUGCUGCCAGAUGUGGACUUCUUCUUGAUGCUGAGCUCUAUUACCGGAAUUGUUGGUAACCGAAGUCAAGCCAACUACAAUGCAGGUAACAAUUUCCAGGAUGCACUUGCCCGUUAUCGUGUCUCGAAGGGGAUGAACGGCACCAGCGUCAACCUCGGUGCCGUUGUUGGCAUUGGGUUUAUUGCUGAAAAUUCCGAAUAUGCUGGGAAACACACAUUCAAGGUUGCCAACCAGCAAAACGAGGAAGAGGUGUUGACGACGGUUGAGUAUCUGAUCGAUGGUCGUUAUCACACCAACAUGACAGAAAGAACCGCGCAGCUCGUAUGCGGCCUACGAACUCCAGCUUCUUUCAGUAUCGGCGACGAAGAGGCACCAACUCACCUUACGUACCCCAUGUUCUCACAACUUCCACCAGCCAUUCCUAAGUCCGGACUCGCUGCUGGAGCAGAAGUUCAGUCUGUCACCCGUGUCCGCGAUCUUCUCCAAGCAGCCCCCACCCAAAGUGACGCCGCACAGAUCAUCAUCAAGGCUAUCCGGCACAAGAUGGCAGACUUGCUGAAUAUCUCUGAUGAUUCGUUCGAUGAUUCGCUCAAUGCCCGCACAAAUGGAGUUGACUCGCUAAUCGAAAUGGAGUUCCGGACAUGGUUGGGAAAGGAGUUGGGCGCCACUGUCUCCUUGAAAGAUCUGGCGAAGGAUUUGACACAGCUGAGUGCAAGGAUCGCUUCACUGAGUUCACUCACCAACUUCGGUUGA
Penicillium verrucosum is the source of this 7965-nucleotide messenger RNA. RefSeq names its product polyketide synthase. The record is from RefSeq and is a predicted model, not a curated record. Gene Ontology annotation, molecular function: fatty acid synthase activity; zinc ion binding; oxidoreductase activity. The transcript is spliced from 6 exons. Bases 1 to 7965 code for a protein of 2654 amino acids. Gene Ontology annotation, biological process: secondary metabolite biosynthetic process; fatty acid biosynthetic process. Lineage: Eukaryota; Fungi; Ascomycota; Eurotiomycetes; Eurotiales; Aspergillaceae.